Molecule: messenger RNA, 1496 nt
Organism: Gastrolobium bilobum
Lineage: Eukaryota; Viridiplantae; Streptophyta; Magnoliopsida; Fabales; Fabaceae
Product: probable xyloglucan endotransglucosylase/hydrolase protein 28
Exons: 4
Coding region: 160-1170 (336 amino acids)
Biological process (GO): cell wall biogenesis; xyloglucan metabolic process
Cellular component (GO): cell wall; apoplast
Molecular function (GO): hydrolase activity, hydrolyzing O-glycosyl compounds; xyloglucan:xyloglucosyl transferase activity
Source: RefSeq, a predicted model, not a curated record
CGGCUCUCUAUCGCUUCUAGCUGUAGUAGGGAUAUUCCAAACCUCUCUCUGUCUCUCGUUCCUUUUCUUUCUCUUUCUUCUUCAUCGACCUUCUUUGCACCACUUCUUAUAUUUUUACAUUAUCUCUGAACUGAAAAAAAUCACUUCAAGGAAGCAAUCAUGGGAGGGUCUCAUAUGGGGUUGCUCAUGUUUUGCUCUAUGCUUUUUGUUUUGGCUUCCGGGUCAUCCAGAAACUUGCCCAUCAUACCCUUUGAUGAAGGGUACACACCCUUGUUUGGGGACAAUAACUUGGUCAUCCAUAGGGAUGGAAAAUCUGUUCAUCUUUCACUUGAUGAGAGAACAGGCUCCGGGUUUGUGUCUCAUGAUCUUUACCUUCACGGGUAUUUCAGUGCUUCGAUUAAGCUUCCUGCUGAUUACACUGCGGGUGUUGUGGUUGCCUUUUAUAUGUCGAAUGGUGACAUGUUCCAGAAGAACCAUGAUGAAAUCGACUUUGAGUUUUUGGGAAAUAUUAGAGGCAAAGACUGGAGGAUUCAGACAAAUGUUUAUGGCAAUGGAAGUACCAGCAUAGGCAGAGAGGAAAGAUAUGGUCUCUGGUUUGAUCCUGCGGAGGAUUUCCAUCAGUACAGUAUUCUCUGGACUGAUUCUCAGAUCAUAUUUUAUGUAGAUAAUGUUCCUAUUAGAGAAGUUAAACGAACAGAAUCUAUGGGAGGAGAUUUUCCUUCUAAGCCAAUGACUUUGUAUGCCACAAUAUGGGAUGCAUCUGAUUGGGCUACCAAUGGAGGGAAAUACAGAGUAAAUUACAAGUAUGCACCCUUUGUUGCUGAGUUCUCUGACCUUGUCUUGCAUGGUUGUGCGGUUGAUCCCAUUGAGCUUGUAGCUAAGUGUGACAAUGCUCAAAGUUUUGAAGCAGUUCCUUCUGGUGUUGCACCAGUACAAAGAAUCAAAAUGGAGAACUUCAGGAAGAAGCACAUGACAUACUCUUACUGUUAUGACAAACUCAGAUAUCAAGUCCCUCCAUCAGAGUGUGUGAUCAAUCCCCAUGAAGCUGAAAGACUAAGAAAAUUUGAUCCUGUCACAUUCGGUAGUGGCCGGCGUCACCAUGGGAAACGACACCAUCUUCUGCCUGACCAUCACAGCCGAGGAAAUCAGGCAGAAGAUGCUUCAUUCUAAGAUGGUUCCGUACAAAGAUAUAUAUUUUCAUCCUUGAUUCAGUUUGAUUGUUACCUGGGUUGAUAUUUUUUCUUUUUUUCUUUUUCCUUUCCUUUUGGUAUAUAUAGAGAGAGAGCCAGAGAGGCAUAGAGUUCCCGAAUAUGAUAGUUUUGAUAUGGUUCUUUCUGGUGGGGUAUGUGUAUAGUUCAUACCUUUAGGGGUUCCCAGGUAUUUUGUUAUUCAUGUCUUAUGCUUUACAAAUUGAAUCUGUUUAUUUCUGUAUUUAGACCACACCUCAGUGUUUCAAUAAAUUAUUUAGCCAAUUAGCCUGAGUUCUUUAUAAAAUG